Coffea arabica (coffee) is the source of this 1908-nucleotide messenger RNA. Its product is annotated as transposon Ty3-I Gag-Pol polyprotein. The record is from RefSeq and is a predicted model, not a curated record. Gene Ontology annotation, molecular function: nucleic acid binding. Lineage: Eukaryota; Viridiplantae; Streptophyta; Magnoliopsida; Gentianales; Rubiaceae.
AUGGCAUGGGAGUGCCCGAACAAGAGAAACUUGCACAUUGGCGCCGAUUUCGGAGAUAAGGAAAAUCUAGAGGUUGAGGAAGAUGAAGGUGCUGAUUAUUUGACUGAGAUAGCACAACUUAAUGUUGAUGAUUUGGAAGAGGGAGAAGAUGACACGUCUUAUCUCUCAGUGUUGAGGCGUCUCCUUAGUGCACCAAAGUCACAAAAGGAAGAUUGGCGAAGAACUUCAAUCUUUCAAACCUUAGUUUGCUGUGGACAAGAGACUAGAAAGCUAAUUAUUGAUGGUGGCAGCAGCAUGAAUGUGGUUUCAGAGUCUACCGUACAACGGUUAAAUUUGCCUACCAAGCCAUAUCCUGAACCUUACAAGGUUGCUUGGAUCAACAGUAGCUCUAUACCGGUAACGAGACGUUGCUUGGUGUCCAUUAAACAUGGACCUUACAGCGAUAUUAUAUGGUGUGACGUUAUUCCAAUGACCGUUUCCUACAUACUUCUUGGUCAACUUUGGCUAUAUGACCGAGAUGUGGAUCAUAAUGGAAAGACGAACACUUACUCAUUCAAGUUUAAUGACCAGCAGAUUGUCUUAAAGCCUAUGAGUGCUGAAACUAUGAAGAAGUUUCACGAAAAGAAACCAACCAAACAAGAGAAAUCAAGAGUUAAUGAAGUGAUCGAGACAAGGAAGAAACCUUUUCAGAUUUUGAGCAAGAAGCAAUUUGAAAGGGAAAACAAGGAGCAAAGAGUUAUUAUGGUAUUAGUCUUCAGAGAGGCGAAAAUUUCAGCAGUUGUCAACUCUGAAGAAGUGCCUCCAGAAAUUGUCAAGUUGCUGUCCGAUUUUUUUGAUGUAGCUCCCGAGGAUUUGCCGUAUGGACUACCACCUAUGCGUGAUAUCCAACAUGCAAUAGAUUUCAUACGAGACUCUCAACUCCCUAACUUGCUGGCCUAUCGCAUAAACCCAAGUGAGUCUGCUGAACUUAAGAGACAAGUAGAGGAGCUCUUGGACAAAGGACAUAUUCAAGUCAGCCUAAAUCCUUGUGCAGUGCCGGCUUUAUUGACUCCAAAGAAAGACGGAACCUGGAGAAUGUGUGUAGAUAGCCGUACAAUCAACAAGAUAACAAUCAAGUAUAGGUUUCCCAUACCUAGACUUGAUGAUAUGAUUGAUAUGAUGGCUGGUUCAACUAUCUACACUAAAAUUGACUUGCGAAAGGGGUACUAUCAAAUCAGAAUUCGUCCAGGUGAUGAAUGGAAAACAACCUUUAAGACAAAGGAUGGUCUCUACGAGUGGCUAGUGAUGUCAUUUGACCUCUCUAAUGCUCCCAGCGCCUUUAUGAGAUUCAUGACACGGGUAUUUCAGCCCUUUAUUGGCCGUUUUUUGGUUGUCUAUUUCGAUAAUAUCUUAAUUUACAGCAAGAACAAAGAGGUGCACAUUAACCAUCUUCAACAAGUAAUGAGAGUUCUUCGUCAAGAAAAACUCUAUAUCAACUUGAAGAAGUGUACUUUCAUGGCUCCUAGUGCUGAAUUUUUGGGUUUUGUCAUUUCAAAUAAAGGGACAGCUGCUGAUCCGGGAAAGAUGAAGGCAAUAGUAGAUUGGCCAGUUCCUACUAAUUUGAAGGAGAUUCGCAGUUUCCAUGGGCUGGCUUCAUUCUAUAGGCGAUUUAUACGGGGGUUUAGCUCUAUUAUGGCUCCCAUCACUGAUUGCAUGAAGCAGGGACAGUUUCAAUGGACAAAAACUACAGCUAAGGCUUUUGAAGAAUUGAAGAAGCGAAUGACUGAAGCUCCAGUACUUAGGUUGCCAGAUUUUUCUAAGGUGUUUGAGAUCGCAUGUAAUGCUUCUCAUGUUGGAAUUGGUGGAAUUCUAAGUCAAGAAGGUCAUCCUAUAGCUUAUUUUAGUGAAAAGUUGAAUGAGGCAAAGUAG